AUGGGCAAGUUUGCGCGGGUGGCGGAGGAAGUGCGCCGGGCGGGCGGGCGUGUCACGACCUUCCGCGUGUUGGUGCGGAGCUUGGUCAAGACCGACUCCAAGUAUUACAUGGCGGCAGACGCCCGGCUACCAGGCGGGUUUGUGCUCGACGGCGGCGUGCACAUGGUGGCCGGCCUACGACUGGUGCUGGGCGAGGACGCCCUGUCGACGCUUUCGGCGGUGUUGUGUCAGCAACAGGCGCACCUCGCGCCGGUGGACACCGUCGACGCGGUGGUAAAGACGGCCGCCGGGGCGACCGGGGUGGUCUCGCUUUCGUGGGGAUCGGACUGCAGCGACUUUGUGUUUGAGUUUACGUGCGCGAGCGGCGCUGUUGUGCGGCUGGUCGGAGACUGCGUGACCGUCAACGGGGAGUCGUACGAGGUGCCGUUCGAGGGGCGCGGGGUGGAUAAAGAGCUGGCGGAGUUUGCGGCGUCCAUUGCGGCGGGCACGGGCGAGGCGCCGCAUCGCCUGCGGCCCUCCGAGGCACUGGCGGACUUGGAGGUGAUGGAGGGGAUGUUUUGGAGUGGGGAGCGUGAUGGCGAGCGCCGGCGGUUGGAGUGUCAGUGA
This is a messenger RNA of Aspergillus terreus NIH2624, 606 nucleotides long. RefSeq lists its product as uncharacterized. The record is from RefSeq and is a predicted model, not a curated record. Gene Ontology annotation, molecular function: oxidoreductase activity. Gene Ontology annotation, biological process: NADPH regeneration. Gene Ontology annotation, cellular component: cytoplasm. The transcript has 2 exons. NCBI's taxonomy places the organism in Eukaryota, Fungi, Ascomycota, Eurotiomycetes, Eurotiales, Aspergillaceae. Bases 1 to 606 code for a protein of 201 amino acids.